Messenger RNA from Leishmania braziliensis MHOM/BR/75/M2904, 1005 nucleotides. RefSeq lists its product as hypothetical. Gene Ontology annotation, cellular component: cytoplasm. Gene Ontology annotation, molecular function: GTPase activity. The transcript has a single exon. The coding region runs from base 1 to 1005 and encodes 334 amino acids. The record is from RefSeq and is a predicted model, not a curated record. Lineage: Eukaryota; Euglenozoa; Kinetoplastea; Trypanosomatida; Trypanosomatidae.
AUGUUCGGUGAACUCAUUUGUGGCCCACCGGGGAGUGGCAAGACGACGUACUGCGAAGGUAAACGGCAGUUCCUGAGCGUGUACGACCCAACGCGACCGGUUGUCGUGUUAAACCUUGACCCCGCUAACGAGGACAUCUUUCCCUACCCGUGCGACGUUGACAUCCGCGAACUUGUCGACCACGCCACCGUCAUGGAGGAGGAGGGUCUGGGCCCCAACGGCACGUACUUGUUCUGCGCUGCAGUGAUGCAGGCGAACGUGGACUGGGUCAUCACUAAGGUGGAGGAAGCAGUUGAGCGUCGCAUCCAGGAGGUAUUGGCAACUGAGAUGAACGCCAUAGCGAGGGGCGCUGGUGCCGCCUCUGGUGGCAUGACGCUGCGCGCACCGUACCUGCUAAUCGACUGCCCCGGGCAGGUGGAGUUCUAUAUCGACGCGCAAGUGAUGCCAACCCUCACUCGUGCUCUGGCGAAGCGAUUGCAGUGUAGCUUGUGUACGGUGCACCUUGUUGACGCUGGCAUGGCAACGCGCGACCUGCCGACGUACGUCUCCUCGUGCGUGCUGUCGCUGACGACGAUGAUCGACCAUGAGCUGCCCCAUGUAAACGUGCUGAGCAAGUGGGACACGGUGCCGGCCGAGGUGCUGGAGGACACCGGUGAUGAUGGCGCGGCCUACCUUAACGUGUCUGCCAUGCUAUCCGAGAACAUGGAUCGGCUUUGGCGGCGGCAGCUGCAGCGUCGCCGGCAUGAACAGCGUAUGGCGCAGCAUUUUGUGACCGCGGCGCAGCCGGUGCCUCAGCUGACGCCGGAAGAGCGCACUGAGGAUGCGCAGCUGGCACACCUUGACCUCGCAAAGCAUCUUGGCCGCGUGUACCGCUACACCCGUCUUUUGAUGGACGUGGUCGAAGGCUACGGGCUCGUCGGUUACGUGCCGCUUGACGUGCAACACCAGGAGAUGAUGCUGCGCCUCACGCAAGAGGUGGACAACGCUAUGGGCAACUUAUUCUGA